Fonsecaea erecta is the source of this 657-nucleotide messenger RNA. RefSeq lists its product as hypothetical. The transcript is spliced from 2 exons. NCBI's taxonomy places the organism in Eukaryota, Fungi, Ascomycota, Eurotiomycetes, Chaetothyriales, Herpotrichiellaceae. The record is from RefSeq and is a predicted model, not a curated record. Bases 1 to 657 code for a protein of 218 amino acids.
AUGUUUUAUUACGCGAGUAGAUCAGUUUGUCAGGAGGUCUCCAGGCGCGAACCAAUCAGUGACUGGACAUUCAACAUCCUAGAUCUGCUUAUCGGGACCGUUUCUCAAGACUUUGUGUUAGAUGUGACGACCGGUCUUGGAGGCCAGCGGCCUCACGUUGUAGCGUCUCAGUUUUGGGCGAUCGACGGAGACAUCAAUCUGUUGUAUGAGAUCUUUGACCUGGUGGUAACAGGGAGGGAUACGACAGCCGGGUUGGAGACCGCAAGCUCGUUCCUGAGGACACUUGCCGAUGCGCUGACCUACAACAACUUGUACGUCGAUGAUGUCGUAGCUACUAUCGGCAGGCCGGAUUAUCACUGGGACUCACCUAACACCACGAGGCUUCUUUCAGGCACAGUCUGGGUUGAAAAGGACUCGGUUCAUGUCCGCUGGACGUGGUUGACCCUCCCCAUCGCAUUGAACGUCGCAGGCAUCCUCUACCUCGCCUUGUCGGUGUUCUACACGCGCAGACAUCAUCUCACGCUGUGGAAGUCCUCGAUAUUAGCCACACUCUAUCACGGUCUGCACCAGAAUCUCCUCCAACCAGACCAGGCUUACAAAAGGGCAAGCGACAUGGUGGAGGCUGCCUCCGCUCUCUCCGUGAGGCUCGUCCCAUAG